Gopherus flavomarginatus (Mexican gopher tortoise) is the source of this 1424-nucleotide messenger RNA. It is a transcript of the gene LRRC74B, whose product is annotated as leucine rich repeat containing 74B. Gene Ontology annotation, molecular function: protein binding. The coding region runs from base 1 to 1305 and encodes 434 amino acids. The record is from RefSeq and is a predicted model, not a curated record. The transcript is spliced from 11 exons. NCBI's taxonomy places the organism in Eukaryota, Metazoa, Chordata, Testudines, Testudinidae.
AUGUUACCGCUGCGGAGCGAGCUGGGCCAGGCGCCCGCGGGGGCUGUUGGGGUCCGGCCGCCCAGCCGGCCCCGGGCGGAGCUCAGCCGCGGCAGCGCGCGUUCCGCCGCCUCCUGCGGCGCGACUGUCCCCACCUCGGUUUGUGAGCACUCUGUGCACCAGGAAAAAGAUGCUAGUAACAGAACAAACACACCGGAUGAUUCAGAGGGGAAUGAGAGUGAGGAGAAGGCUGAUGAAGAUAGCGAGAGGGAGGAAGAGUGGGAUACUGACCUUGAAAUAGAAGAAACCAAGGAACCUUUUGACCCAACUGGAAAGACCAGAUACAUAGCAGCCUGUCAACUAUUUGGGGUGGUACCCAUAUCUUAUUUCCUGCGUCACAUGAAGGACUCUGAGCUGAUUAUGAAGCACCAUGGACUUGGCCCCCAGGGUGCCAAAGCCUUAUCUCUUUCCUUGAUGACCAACACCUCCAUCGUAAAGUUAAACCUGAGUGAUAAUUGGCUGAAUGGAGACGGUGCAGCUGCAGUUGCAGAGAUGUUAAAAGAAAACUGUUACAUUUCAGAUGUUGAUUUAUCUGACAACAGACUGGGAGUUAAAGGAGCCGCGGCCCUUUCUGCUAUGCUUCUGGAGAAUACAACAGUUGUUACCCUCAAACUUUCAGGAAAUGAAUUUAAUGACCAUGCAGCUAAGUACCUAGCCGAUGCCCUCCCGGCCAACAAUAAAAUGGAAUCUCUGGAUCUGAGUCACAACAUGUUUGGUGACACAUCAGGUGAGCUUCUUGGAAUGGCAAUAGCAGAAAACACUGGACUAAAGGAGCUUAAUAUCAGCUGGAACUACUUCCGUAGCCAAGGAGCAGCUGCCUUAGCCAGAGGCUUUGAGGCAAACGUAUUCCUCAGAGUUCUGGACCUUUCCUACAAUGGCUUCAGUAACAACGGAGCAGCUGCCCUGGGGGAGGCCCUUAAAGUCAACAACGUGCUGGAAGAGCUCAACAUUAGCAAUAACCGCAUUUCAGUGGAAGGAGCUCUGCGCUUUGCAGUAGGCCUGAAAGAAAACCGGACUCUGAAGAGCCUUAAUAUGGCCAGAAAUCCCAUGCAGAGUGAAGGCUGCUUUGGGAUUCUCAAAUCAUUACAAGCAAAUUCCGGGGCCGUGGUAGAAAUCCUGGACUUCUCAGAGAUCCCUGUGAACAAAGACUUUGCAGACCUGUGUGAUGCUGUGAAAAUGCUUUUCCCAGAUCUUCAGAUCAGACAUGGUGGAAAUGCAACAUUGCACAGAAAAGACCAACCGAAGGUUUCCCAGGAAUUUUCGUAACACUACAUGUGCUCAGUGGAAUCAAAAGUCUUCCUUUUAUUUGUGACUGGAAUUGGAUGAGCCUUGGACACACCAAAAUAUGUGACCCUUUGAUGAUUCUUUCUUUUGAUCUAUCUUAC